Messenger RNA from Humulus lupulus (European hop), 1165 nucleotides. RefSeq names its product serine/arginine-rich SC35-like splicing factor SCL28. Gene Ontology annotation, molecular function: RNA binding. The record is from RefSeq and is a predicted model, not a curated record. Bases 189 to 977 code for a protein of 262 amino acids. The transcript has 7 exons. NCBI's taxonomy places the organism in Eukaryota, Viridiplantae, Streptophyta, Magnoliopsida, Rosales, Cannabaceae.
CAGUGUUAUGCCCAUCUUUAGGGGGGCACGCUAGCAGCACCCAAAAUUGUUUCGAUCGGGAGGCUUUUUCAACUCUUCCCUCCCUCCAAAACCCAAAAUAUCCACUCCACUUUCUCUCCCGUUUCCUCUCCUUUGGGUUAGGGUUAGGGUUUUGUGUUUCCCUUACAAACCCUCAAAUUGCAGCGUCAAUGGCGAAAUACAGAAGUCGUAGCAGAAGCUACAGCCCUCGUCGCCGCAGCCGAACCCCACCGCGUGGACGCAAGCGCUAUGAGGAAGAACCCCGUGAUCGCCACCGUGACCGCCGGGACCGUCGCUCUCCUGCUCCUUCCGGCUUGCUUGUUCGCAAUCUCCCUCUCGACGCCAGGCCUGACGAUCUUAGAAUUCCAUUUGAACGGUUUGGGCCGGUGAAGGAUGUUUAUCUACCUAAGAAUUACUACACUGGGGAACCACGGGGCUUUGGAUUUGUCAAGUAUCGUUAUGGUGAUGAUGCCGCUGAAGCAAAGCAGCAACUGAACCAUACAGUUAUCGGUGGACGCGAGAUAAGAAUUGUGUUUGCUGAGGAGAAUAGGAAGACUCCUCAAGAAAUGCGCACGACCACUCGCCCAAGUAGUAGUAGCCGACAUGGUGGAAGUCAUAGACGGAGAACACCACCGAGGUCCCCAAGACGCCGAAACCAUUCUUACUCGCGUUCACCAUCACCUGUUAGGUAUGACUCAAGGUCUAGGGAUGAUUAUCGCUCUCCAGUACGAUCUCGAUCAAUUUCGCGGUCUCCUCCCCGUGAGAAUAAGAGCUAUAGAAGGUCCCCAAGCCGUUCUCCUCUGCCUAAUGACAGAGAUUACAAGGGGUCCCCAAGUCCAAGGGCUAAUGGUCGAAGUCCAUCUGUUGAAAGGACUUCCCCACCAAACCGGUCAAGGAGUCCUAGGGUCAAGGCUCGUAGUCCUUCAAUGUCUCGUUCAAGAUCUUACAGUCCUCGCUGACGCUGUUGGGUGCAGUGCUGUUACUCGGGUUGUGUUUUUGUUAUAUCAACUAUAGAUGAUGUAUGCGGUAUUCUAGUGACGCAUGAAAGCUCUUAUAACUGUUGCAGGUAGAAUUUCUGUGUUUAAUAGACUAAGCUUUUGGAUGUUGACAGUGUAAAUUUUGGAUCUUAAUAGUAACUGUUUGUGUA